CCACAACGUUAUGGGUUCACGUGUUCAGUCAUGUGACAUCUACUGACUCUCCGAAAGAUAAACUGGAAACGGAGCUGGUACGGUCAGUGCCUGCCUGAAGCUGCCCUAUGUUACAGUAAAACUAUCAGCAUCGAUACAGAAUGUGGACCCUUUGCUUGCUCUGCUUGCUGUCAGUCCAGUCCGUUGUCUGGGCUGAACCACACCUUCUUCCACUUUCAGAGGAGAUGGUGAACUAUAUCAACAAGGCCAACACAACAUGGAAGGCUGGCCAUAACUUCCAGAAUGUUGACUACAGUUAUGUGAAGGCCCUGUGCGGAACGUAUAUGGAUGGCCCCACGCUGCCAGUUUUGGAAGAAUAUGCCGAAGACAUAAAGCUGCCUGAGAACUUUGAUGCCCGGGAACAAUGGCCAAACUGCCCCACUAUCAAGGAGAUCCGAGACCAAGGAUCAUGUGGUUCCUGCUGGGCCUUCGGGGCAGUCGAGGCUAUCUCCGACAGAGUGUGCAUCCACAGUAACAGCAACGUGAGCAUAGAAAUCUCCGCUCAGGACCUGCUGAGCUGCUGCCACAUCUGUGGAUUUGGGUGCCAUGGAGGAUAUCCUGCUGCAGCCUGGUACUAUUGGCGGAAACGGGGUUUAGUGACCGGAGGACUGUAUGAUUCAAAUAUAGGUUGCCAGCCCUACACCAUCCCCCCGUGUGAGCACCAUGUGAGUGGCUCACGGCCGCAGUGUAAAUCUUUAGAACAUACACCUCACUGCAAGUCCCAGUGUGAAGCUGAAUACAAGAAUUCCUACAAAGCAGAUAAACAUUAUGGAAUGAGCGCAUACCAUGUCCGAUCUAAAGCGCAAGCUAUAAUGGCAGAGAUUUAUAAAAACGGUCCAGUGGAGGGUGCCUUCACCGUCUUUGGCGACUUCCUUCUGUACAAGACUGGUGUGUAUCAGCAUGUACAUGGUUUUCCAGUGGGUGGUCACGCCAUCAAGAUUUUGGGCUGGGGUACAGAGAAUGGCACCUCCUACUGGCUGUGUGCUAAUUCUUGGAAUACUGACUGGGGUGACAAUGGAUUCUUCAAAAUUUUAAGAGGAAAGAAUCACUGUGGGAUUGAGUCGCAGAUUUAUGCUGGAAUUCCCAAAAAUUAGAAGCGUAUCAUAACUGUAUUAAGAUGUUCAGUAUUAAAUGUUUUUAAAAAUGUUAAGUCUGGAAAAAAGGUUACUUUUUUUUCCCCCCAACAUGUAGAACAUGUUCUGAUAGCUUGUUGUUGUUCAUUGAUGAGUGUAUUGGUUUUUAAGGUCAAAGUGUCAAAAAACACCACUGAUAUUUGUUUAAUUAUG
Paramormyrops kingsleyae is the source of this 1325-nucleotide messenger RNA. RefSeq names its product cathepsin B-like. Gene Ontology annotation, molecular function: cysteine-type endopeptidase activity. NCBI's taxonomy places the organism in Eukaryota, Metazoa, Chordata, Actinopteri, Osteoglossiformes, Mormyridae. Gene Ontology annotation, biological process: proteolysis; regulation of catalytic activity. The record is from RefSeq and is a predicted model, not a curated record.